AUGAAAGGCCUUCGCUGGCGCUACUCUCGGCUGCCCAGCCAGGUGGAGGACACUCUGUCUGAAGAGGAGGGUGAGGAAGAGGCAGAGGGGGAGGAGGCAGCCCCAGCCCCCGUCCCAGCUCCUGAAGAUCCCGUGGAGCCCCAGUUGGCAGAAGCCAGCCAUGUUCUGGGAGCCUCAGAGAUCAGGCAGCUCAGCCUCCACCUCCCCCCGAGAGUCACCGGACAUUCCUGGAGUCUGGCCUUCUGCACGGCAAGGGACGGCUUCAGUCUGCGGCACCUGUACAGGCGGAUGGAGGGCCACAGUGGGCCAGUGCUGCUGGUGUUGAAGGACCAGGAUGGGCAGAUGUUUGGGGCCUUCUCCCCCUCAGCUUUUCGGCUCAGCAAAGGCUUCUAUGGUACUGGCGAGACAUUCCUCUUCUCCUUCUCCCCACAGCUGAAGGUCUUCAAGUGGACAGGAAGUAACUCCUUCUUUGUGAAAGGAAACUUGGAUUCACUGAUGAUGGGCAGUGGCAGCGGCCAGUUUGGGCUGUGGUUGGAUGGAGACUUGUAUCACGGGGGGAGCCACCCCUGUGCGACCUUCAACAAUGAGGUGCUGGCCCGGCAGGAGCAGUUCUGCAUCAAGGAGCUGGAGGCCUGGGUUCUGAGCUGA
Miniopterus natalensis is the source of this 648-nucleotide messenger RNA. It is a transcript of the gene TLDC2, whose product is annotated as TBC/LysM-associated domain containing 2. Gene Ontology annotation, cellular component: nucleus. Gene Ontology annotation, biological process: response to oxidative stress. NCBI's taxonomy places the organism in Eukaryota, Metazoa, Chordata, Mammalia, Chiroptera, Miniopteridae. The record is from RefSeq and is a predicted model, not a curated record.